UUACAAAAGCAUGAAUAUCAUUAUAAUCAACUAGUAAGAAUAGCAGUAUAGUAGUAAAAGACUGCCAAGAUCAAGAUUCUAAAGAUGUCCUCCAUGGUAUCACCUAACAGACAGGGCAUGAUCUUUGUGGACAGCAGCGGGGAGUAUCUGGGGGGGCAAACUGGCCGUCGCUCCAGCGACGAGAGUGAGGACUCCUAUGCAGAGAUACUCAGCUCUGAUGAGUCUUAUUACAGCGAUGGUGGCGACCUGGCCGAGUAUUGGGAUCCUUACCUGUACCAGCUUCAGAUGAGAGCUCCCAAGGCUCGCUGCAUCCCCUGCACCAAAUAUCAAUCUGACAGGCCACCCUAUUAUGGCAAAGAGUACCAUGGCAGCAUCUCACGAGACGAGACCUCACAGCAGCUGGGAAAGGAAGACGGUAGUUACCUCGUUAGACAGGGGCUCUCUCAAUCAGGGACCUACAGCUUGUCAUUUGUGUUUGAGAAGCAAGUGCGUCACUACCGACUCUACCAUGACGGCCACGACCACUUUGUUGGAGAGAAGCCCUUCGAGACGAUCGAGGACUUGGUCCAGGACGGCCUCAUCACACUGUACAUGGAGGUCAACAAUGUGGAGGACUACCUCAAGUCAGCACGUGAGACCAUGCAGCGGUCUCCCUGCAAACUCUCCACCUCUCAGAUGACUGUGAGGGACCCUAUCCAGCAGGCCAUGGAUGCUGGAAUAGAUGACCUCACUAUCGACAAGAAUGGACGCGGGGCAAAGAGACCAGCCAGCUACACACGAUGUACUAUACCUCAGAGGCGUGACAGCGUGCGGAGGUCACUGGGGUCAAAGCCAGCAGAGGAGGCGGUGGUACAGGAUGCUACCGUGGAAACGACAGAAGAGAAAAUUAAAGAGGAGCCUCCCAAGAGUCCAAAGGAGAACUCCUCCAGUAUGUACUACCAUUACGAGAAGGUCCACAACUUCAAGCUGCACAACUACAUGGGCAUGAUCUGGUGUGAUCAUUGCCGUAACUUUAUGUGGGGCCUGCGGAAUCAAGGAUUCAAGUGUAAAGAUUGUGGCUACAACGCCCACAAGCAGUGUAAGGACGACACUGUACCGGAGUGCACUCCAACCAGACACCUCAUCAAAAGAGUGUUUGGUGUUGAGCUGACGACACUAGUCAAAAUGCAGAGUACCAAGGUUCCCGUGGUGAUCAAAGAUUGCAUAGAGGAGAUCGAGAAACGAGGUGUCGAUGUGGACGGGCUGUAUCGGAUAUCAGGGAAAGCGAAUGAUCUCUUGAAACUCAAGAAAGAGUUUGAUAAUGAUAUGUGUGCCGACCUGUUAGCUGUGGAGGACAUCCACGUCAUCACAGGAACAAUGAAACUGUACCUCCGAGAGUUGCCCAUUCCCCUCCUCACAUUUGAUGCAUACGACCUUUGUCUGAUCGCGGCCCGGACUGGCUCUCUGGUUGAGAGUCUGGAAAUGUUGCGAGUGGCCUUGACUAGACUACCUCCUGCACACUACAACACUCUGAGGCACCUCAUGAGACAUCUCAACAAUGUUCAGAAGCACAAGGACGAGAACAGGAUGGACUCCAAGAACCUGGCGGUGGUAUUCACUCCGUCCCUCAUGAGGUCUCCCUACAAUACAAACGAGAUUAUUGCUGUCCAGAAACUACCGGAGCAAAAGAAAGCUAUUGACUUGCUAAUACAAAACUACGACUCGUUGUUUAGUUAGUAUUAUGUUGCCAUGGCAACUAUGUCUGUAUAAUGUACAAUAUCAUCACACACAGUCAUUGCAAUUACUCACACAAUUUAUUAAUUUUGAAAAUCAUUCCCCCCAAUAAUAAUAAUAACUGUUCUUGCUGUUGGA
Messenger RNA from Halichondria panicea, 1851 nucleotides. Its product is annotated as N-chimaerin-like. Gene Ontology annotation, molecular function: GTPase activator activity. Lineage: Eukaryota; Metazoa; Porifera; Demospongiae; Suberitida; Halichondriidae. Bases 85 to 1716 code for a protein of 543 amino acids. The record is from RefSeq and is a predicted model, not a curated record. The transcript has 14 exons. Gene Ontology annotation, biological process: regulation of GTPase activity; signal transduction.